Molecule: messenger RNA, 614 nt
Organism: Anthonomus grandis grandis
Lineage: Eukaryota; Metazoa; Arthropoda; Insecta; Coleoptera; Curculionidae
Product: UPF0389 protein CG9231
Exons: 2
Coding region: 84-455 (123 amino acids)
Source: RefSeq, a predicted model, not a curated record
AUGAUCAAAAUCAGCUGGUAGCUUAUCAGCUGAUUUCUGUCAAUUGGUUUCUAUUUUUUGUUGUGAAAUAUCUGAUUGAGACAAUGAUUUUCCAAACCCUCCAAAAAAUAACAAACCUACCAAGAUACUACUGUGAACAGAAACAUUUACCCACAACGCAUAAAGUGUCCGUGCUGGACAGACGUUUCUUAGUAUGGAUGGGUAAAUAUAAGACGGUAGAUGAAGUACCUGAAUAUGUCACCAGGGCAGUAAUCGACAAAACCAGAAACAGAAUAAGAAUCAAAGUUGCAAACUAUAUGAUCGCCGCGACCCUUGGGGGCUGUUGUUUAAUGAUGUAUCUCGGCAAGCAAGACGCUAAAGAGGGCAAAAGUUUGCAGAAGCAGAAUUUAGAAUGGCACAGGAAAAUCAACGAGGAUUCGAAGAAGGAAAGUUCUGUUGCCUCUGAUGUUAAAUAGUCCUGAAUUAAGCAGCUUGUAUAAAGUAAUAAUGAUGUAGAAUUGUAUAAUAAGUGAAAUUGUUGCUUACAAAUUGUAAAUAUUUUACUCAGUAGGGAUAUAAUGCAUGAAGAAGUUAAUAAUGUACUCUUUAAGCCUUUAAUAAACGUUUGCAUAUUG